AUGGAUCCCCAGAACCCCCAAGGUGCUCAGCAGAAUCGCCAACGCCCUGUCUACGACCCCAGUCAGGGCGGUCACUAUAGCGCAUGUGCUGCUCUUGCAUCCCAGGGUUUCGCGCCCUCGGAGCUCUACACCGGACCUUGGGCCAAUGCUCAUCAGGGUCUUACCGGCCAGUACAAGGACAUCCUGACCACCUACUGGCAGCACACCAUCUCGCACCUCGAGAAUGACACCCACGACUACAAGAUCCACCAGCUCCCGCUGGCGCGCAUCAAGAAGGUCAUGAAGGCUGACCCCGAGGUCAAGAUGAUCUCCGCCGAGGCUCCCAUCCUCUUUGCCAAGGGUUGCGACAUCUUCAUCACCGAGCUCACCAUGCGCGCCUGGAUCCACGCCGAGGAGAAUAAGCGCCGCACUCUGCAGCGCUCCGACAUCGCGUCCGCUCUAGCAAAGUCCGACAUGUUCGACUUUCUCAUCGACAUUGUGCCUCGCGAGGAGGCUUCCUCCCACGCGAAGCGGACCACCCAGACGGCUGCCGCGCCCCAGGCUGUUCCCGCCGCUCCUGGCCAAGGUCAGAUGCCCGGUCAGCACGCCAACAUGCCCCAGGCUCCUAACCAGCCUCAUCCCAUGGGCGCUCCCGACUACAUGGGCGGACAUGGUCUUACUGAGCAGGACUACCGUAACCAGCCCAACAUGUACCCGGGUCAGGCUGUCCCAGCUCCUCAGGCCGCCUACGGACAGACCCAGCCCCCAGGCAUGUACGGCGAGAUGGAGGGAAUGUAUCCCUACUCGGCCAUGCCUCCCCAGCAGGCUCCCAUGUCCUCGGAAGAGUUUGAGUAA
Messenger RNA from Fusarium keratoplasticum, 834 nucleotides. RefSeq names its product Histone domain-containing protein. Gene Ontology annotation, molecular function: DNA binding; protein heterodimerization activity; DNA-binding transcription activator activity, RNA polymerase II-specific. Gene Ontology annotation, biological process: regulation of DNA-templated transcription. Lineage: Eukaryota; Fungi; Ascomycota; Sordariomycetes; Hypocreales; Nectriaceae. The coding region runs from base 1 to 834 and encodes 277 amino acids. The transcript has 5 exons. Gene Ontology annotation, cellular component: CCAAT-binding factor complex; nucleus. The record is from RefSeq and is a predicted model, not a curated record.